Messenger RNA from Diachasma alloeum, 2776 nucleotides. RefSeq names its product myb-like protein X. Bases 161 to 742 code for a protein of 193 amino acids. Lineage: Eukaryota; Metazoa; Arthropoda; Insecta; Hymenoptera; Braconidae. The transcript is spliced from 3 exons. The record is from RefSeq and is a predicted model, not a curated record.
AUUAAAACAUCGCCUCAUCGGUUAAAUUUGAAUGGAGCUUUAAAAUUGUAUUCUUGGUAUUUGGUGUUUUGUUUUUGAAUUUUUUCCAAAUUCAUCAGUACAUUUAGAAAUGAUCAGAGGUUCAUACACUGUAAACUGAGGUGCAUCAAAAAUUCAAACGAUGAAGUAUCAGCGGGUUUCUGUCGAUUUUGUAAACAUGGUAUUCACCGCCGUCACCUAUGUGGCUUUGGCGGGAGCUGUUUGGGUUUUCCUACGGUUACUACAAGCCUGUUUCUCGUUACCGAAACAUUUGAAAAAACAGAAUGAUAUCCAACAAAUGUUGCAAGAUAAGGUCGACAGUUACGAAAAAUACAUCGAAGAGUGUGAAGCAAAAGAGAGAGAAGCUGCAGAGUCUGGCGAGAGUGUUGUAAAAGUGGAUGAAAAUGGUGAAGAACGAGUAGAAGUGCCCGUGAUCGAUGAGGCAAAAUGGAAAGAGCGUAGAGAGUGUUUAGAAAUGCUAAAAAAGGAACUGCGAAGAGUCAGGGACGGCGGAGACCAAUAUGAUUGGGAUUAUCUUCUUGAAGAAGAUGAGAAAGAGGACAAAGAGGACAAAGAGACGAACGAAAAAAAGGAUGAUGAAACUUUCAGCGACAUUGACGAUGGAAAGUGCAAUUCUAAGGCACAUCUCAACUUGAAACAGGAGAAGAACGAGAAGGACAUUGCGACGGAAAAACUCACUGGGGAAAAAAAGAAAGAUGAAUAGAAACGAUCCAGUUCUGAACUUUAAAUCGCACUGUUUGUCAAUUGUAUGCUACGAAGAAGUACUAAUUCUUUCGUUUUUUGUGUGCCCCGUUUUUAAUAAUCCAACUUAAUAGAAGAGUGGUGAAGUCUUCAGAACCCAUUCUGUUAAUUCUUGACCCAUCUCAUUGAUGAGUGUUUUUAGGAGAUUGAGAAGUCGGCGACCUGUCGCUGAAUUGAUCAUGCAGAUGCAUUAAUAUUGGAGUUGACUGGUUAUUAUUUCUUGUCACUUCUACCAAAUUUAUCAGGAGAUAGAAAAUUUUUCAUUAUAAAGUAUUAAGUUUGAACAUUCGAUUUUCUUUUAAUGGAAUAUACUCGAUAAAGAAUCCGAAUUCUCACUCAUGAUUAUGUUACUUUCGCAGUAACUACGAAUCGAGGGGCUGGUUACUUGGUAAAUUACUGGACCACUCGAUUGAAAAUCAAGUAAAAAAAACCCAGAAUUAGUAGUGAUUUCUAAUGACUUCUGGAAAGCAUUAGAGAGCUGUGAAAAUUAUAAAGAAAUCAGAUGAUUUCAGAAAUAAUUAGAAAUCAUCGAUGAAUGUGAACCCAAAAUUUGUUAUUCGAACUCACUCAUACGAUCCGGUCUGACACGAAUGACCUUCUUAUGCACAUGUCAUUUGGUCCAUACUAUCAUAACCAUAAGGCCCCUUCUAAACUCUUUCGGUCUCCGAACCGAAAUCUUACCUAUAUGACCCUCUUGACCGCAUUGCACAUUUCUUCAAGCAUUUCGUUCUGAAGAUUACAACCAUAUAACCCCUGUGAAUACUAUAGGUAAUUCAUAAUAUUCAAACGGACCCUUCUCCGAGCCAUUUCCCUAUGAGAUUUGUAAAAUGGUUUACAUAGGGUAAACUGCACAGUUUUUCAAUGACCCUUGCGAUAUUUGAUGUUCGCGAGGAAUGACCGUUGGAAGGUAUACCCUGUGACGUAUAACUCUCGUGACGUUUGGUCCUCGCGAGUUUAUGACUUUUGUGAUGUUUGACGUUUUCCACGUUUGAGACUAGUGAGAGAUCCGGGCCGGCGGAAGGUGUGUAUGGUGUGUAUGGUUUCCACCAUACAUUGGAAUUUGGAUGUAUGGUAUUCCAUACAUGGCUAAAAAAAAUGGUAUGGUAUGCCAUAUACAGGGAUAAAGUUUUUUUCUUUUUCGAUUUACACGUAAUUGAUGAAUUUUCAAUUUGCGGGUGAAUUGAGAAAAAAAUGGGCUGCCUCUUUCGAAUCAGUAACGCCGCCCUCUCUAUGACAUCUCCUUCCAACCCUCCCCUCCACAAUUCCAGGAUUACUGAAAUUGGGGCUAUUUACACUAGGAAUUCAGCGCCAUACCUUGCAAGGGUUAUAUCUCGCGAGGAUCAAAUAUUACGGGCGUCAUUUCUAUUAUGAGGAAGUCAAUCUAAUCUAUCUAUUACUAUCUAUUGAGCUCCAUUGAAUUUUCCAAUUAUUCAGGACUUUGCAUUAUUAUUUGGAGUCUUAAAAAGCUCCAGCCGAGCCUGAGAAGAACAAUUUUAUUUUGAAGACCCCAAAAAAGCUACCAGAAACAAUUGAAAUAGUUCUAUGAGUUAAGAAUGUUCCAUUAAAUCUUGGGAGAAGUCUCAACUUAAUCCGUAGAAACAAGAAUUAUUAAUAUCACGAUAUGAAAUGCUAACGUGAGGAAUUCAAUAAAGAUCAAUAAAUAAUUAGAUUGACCCUCGUAAAAUUCACCCGUUACGAGGUAUUAUCCUCGCGAAGUAUGAUCAUAUUACCCUUGCGAACUGCAGAAAUUACAGAUAUUGAUCGAAUUUGAAAUUCGAUUUUUCUCUGAAGAGAAAAAAAUAUAAUGCAAUAUGUAAACAGGGCCGGCGGAAGGUGUAUGGUAUAUCAUGAGCUAUGCACCGCCCACGUAUAUAUCUCCUGGCGGCCCUGUGUGGAAGAUUCUAUGGAAUAUAUUGUGGACAUAUGUAUUUUUUUAAAGCUUAAAUAUGUAUUCAUUGUUAUCUGAAUGAAGUAUCGCCCGUGAGAUUGAACUAUA